AUGAAGCAAAAGCCGUUCGAUGGCACCGCCAGCGGCGUCUCCACGUGCGUCACGGGCUCGAGCCGCUCGGCCGAGGCCAUCGCCGACGCCGACCCAGUGCUGGAGGAGGCGCCCUCCGGGUCGCACGCGCCGUCGCUCAGCUCCUCGUGCCUCUCGUUCGCCUCGAGGAAGCUGCGGAGGAGGCGCUCGCACAGCCGCGUGCCGCUCAUCUCGGUCACGUCGCUCUACAACCGCCUGCAGACGUCGGGCGUCGUGCUGAUCGACUGCCGCAAAGGCGCCGAGUUCAUGGCCGGCCACCUCCCGGACGCGCUGCACUGCCCGCACAUCCACACGGGCCCGCACCUGACGGCGCUCAGCUGCGCCGGACAAAUGGCCAAGACGGUGGAGGACGUAGUGGAGCUCACGGAGAACGACAAGCUGCGCGAGAAGCUCGAGCGGAGGGACCUCAUUGAAGUGGUAGUCAUCGGCGGCAACCACACGGGCGCGUCCUUCCUCUACCGGAUGGACUGGGGCUACCGCUUCGCCAAGAUGCUCAUGGAGGAGGGCCGCGUCUUUUCGGUCCGGUUCUUGGCGCAGGGCUUCCCUGCGUUCGCCAAGAAGUACAGCUUCAUGCUCGUGUCGUCACCCUGGACUCUGCGGGAUUCACAGGAGGAGAACGACAGCGACAGCAACACAAGGAAGCAGGAGCAGCAGGAGGCAUCGGUGAACGCAGUGGCCAGUCCCACUUCGUCCAUGCACUUCCCGAACGAAAUCGUGGACGGGUUCCUGUACCUGGGCAACUUCUGGCAGGCCAACUCGGCCGAGGUGAUCGACGCGCUGCAGAUCACGCACGUGGUCAACAUGGGCGCCAUCACCGACCAGCGCAACAAGUUCGACCACGUCGAGUACCUGGAUGUGGCCAUCAAGGACAAUGUGGACGUGGAUAUCGCGCAGGAGUUCGGACCCACUAUCGAUUUCAUCCAGAAGGCGGCCGAGGAGAACGGCCGCGUGCUCAUCCACUGCGUGCAGGGGGUCUCGCGCUCGUCCACCAUCUGCAUCUGGUACGUCAUGCUCAAGACCAAGUGCACCCUCUCGGCCGCCUACAGCCACGUGCUCAAGUGCCGGCCCCUUAUUUUCCCCAACCGAGGCUUCAUGGCGCAACUGAUUGCCAACGAGCGCCAGCUCUACGGAGACCAGAGCGUCGCCGAGGAGGAGCUGGACAUGCUCCAGAAUGGCCUCUUGCCGCCGGUGGACCGCAGCGGCUCGGCGCUGUGCCAGACUUUCCUCCCGUAA
Phytophthora sojae is the source of this 1272-nucleotide messenger RNA. RefSeq lists its product as hypothetical. The transcript has a single exon. The record is from RefSeq and is a predicted model, not a curated record. Bases 1 to 1272 code for a protein of 423 amino acids. Lineage: Eukaryota; Oomycota; Peronosporomycetes; Peronosporales; Peronosporaceae. Gene Ontology annotation, cellular component: cytoplasm. Gene Ontology annotation, molecular function: protein tyrosine/serine/threonine phosphatase activity. Gene Ontology annotation, biological process: protein dephosphorylation.